Molecule: messenger RNA, 8825 nt
Organism: Lagopus leucura (white-tailed ptarmigan)
Lineage: Eukaryota; Metazoa; Chordata; Aves; Galliformes; Phasianidae
Gene: TNFRSF11A
Product: TNF receptor superfamily member 11a
Exons: 10
Coding region: 3114-5126 (670 amino acids)
Biological process (GO): ossification; multinuclear osteoclast differentiation; positive regulation of bone resorption
Cellular component (GO): external side of plasma membrane
Molecular function (GO): cytokine binding; tumor necrosis factor receptor activity
Source: RefSeq, a predicted model, not a curated record
CCUAUGCCUGCACACCUACCUCAGCUGCUCUGCAUUUCUCCCUUUAGUUACCUUUCUGUUUGUCUGUGCCGGCUAUGAGUUCUCUGGGCGGGGGAUUUGGCUUUCUUCUCUGUUUGUACAGCGCUUAGGAUGUCAUGGCUGCAAACACAGCUGAAGACUCAUUAAUCACAGCAGGUUAGGGCCCUGUCCUCUUCUCACCAAAGUCACAUGGAGGCCUGCUGGGAAGGAAGCAGAUACAUCCUGUAGCCCACAGCCACCAUGCCAUUCCUAACCCUCACUCUUGUUCCCCACCCCAAUGGCAGGGACCAGGAGAGGCUGUGCGUGGUGGGAGAGCCAAGCUGGUUUAAUCCACCCUGCAAGAGCCAAUUAGCUGGGGAGGGGUAAGAAAAAAAAAAAAAAAAAGUGAGGUCAUUCACCCUGACCGCUUUGUGGCUACUCCAAAAGAAAAAGAAGUGUAUAGGAGCUGUUCAAGAAUGACAAAGAACAACAUUUGUGACUGCAGAUUGGUGCAGAGUAUAUUUAGUCAGUGGUCAAAAUGGAGGGAAAAGAAAAAGUCUCACAUGGAAAAAAAAAUACUGUGAAGUUUUGUUAGGCAACCUAUUAAUCUGGAGUACAGAUAGGGAAAAAUGUGCCACUAGGUUCGUAUGAAGGCUUAAAAAUUGCUUAUGUAGCACACAGGGGAAUCUAUUUUGAGCCUGUUAUUUUGCUGCACCAAAUAGUUUUGCCUUACGAGCAUCGUGUUCUCUGUAACUUUUCAUUGCUCGGCAGCAAGAACAAUGAGAUGAUUCCAUGAAUCUGUUCUCACAGGAAGAAAAAGGCUCUCCCCUGCUAUAAUACUGCAUGUAGUAAAGCAGGCUCAUCAUGGAAAUCAGCCAAAGCCCCAUCAAGUCGGGGAGGGGUAUUCCUGCUGACUUGGCUGAACCCCGGCACAGUUGGUUCCUCAUGGUGACACUAAAAGAGUAAAUUAACCAUUUCUCAGCCCAAUCCUGCGUCCCUUCGCAAAAGCAGUGACUCCUUCUCGAUGAAGGCAGUGCAGACAGACCCUGGAAAUCUGUCGUGGUUAUUUCUGCAUUGAGAUUCAACUUCAGUGAUGAAGCAUGGACAAGUAAUCUUCUGAAGCACUCCCUGUACGUGUGUCUCUAGUGCCUUAUAAUGAUUCUAAUUGGAAGUGCCAAUGGGGGAAAGGUUACUCACAGCAGUGGCUGACGCUGUGCCUGGAGGGCUGGGACUGUUGAGCUCUCCUUGUAAGCGGUGCUGUUGCACCUGUUUCAUUUAGGAGGGAGACCUUGCAACUUUCCUCACAAGCACAGCUAUGUAGUAGCUUUGGUUGUGUCCUUACUCUGUUGUUCUUAUUCCUGCUUGUUAGGGACUGUUGUGUUGCUACCAAACCUCUCUGUUAAAUAUUUUGGUUUGGUUGGCUUUUGGGUUUCUGCUCUCUGAUUCAUCUUUAAAGCACCCUACCUAGUAGCUGCCAGUCUUUGAGUGACUGUGGCAGCGAGGACCAGCAGGCUGAUGCAUUCAGGAUGCCACGUGUUGGCAGACGCAUGUCACAGUACACAGGUCCAAGCCCGGAGCUUGUUGUGUGGAGAUGACUUUGCAUCUGCUGGGCAUGUGAUGGCGAGUUUUCAGCCUGCAAAAGAAAGCUGCACGAUGGACGUGCUCAGUUGGCUGCAUUCAGCUCCGCCAUCUAUCUUCUCAGCCAUCUCCCAACUGCUAUCCCUGCGGUCUCAGCAUGCUGCUGCCAGCGUGGUCUGUGUGACACUUCUUUGCGUGGUGUACCCACUGCAAGCAGCACUGACUGCUGCUCCUUCCCCUCUGUGGAGCAUGACCUGUUGCUCAGAUGCUUGCUUUUACCACAUGUUAAAACCAAAAGGCAAUGGGAAUAGUCAGGAUUGAGCUUUGACCACUGCUUAUCCACUUUCUGGCUGCAAGUUACAUUUUUCUCUUAAUCUCUUUAUUAUCUAUUUUAUUCUUCAUGUUCCUUCUGGCCUCUUUAGGUAUUCAGGCUCUAGCAGGGUUUCAAGGACCUAUUUUUAAGAUUGGAAUAAUAUUUAGUCGGUAGCUGUUGCCAUUUCCCGGCUGUAUUUUACCACGUGAUGGUAGUUUUGUGAUGUGGUUUACUGGUCACUGGAAAGUUGACAUCACCAAAAGCAUUUCAUUCACAAUCUGAAAUUUUUGUGUUGAAUUACAGACCUGCAAGUGAAUAACUGGAAUUGUGUGGUGGUGACUUGUGUGCUGUUCUAAUUUAAUUUUUUGUAUCGGCAGUGAAGCCAGUCCCUGCUGAAGGCCAAGGUGCCAAGGCUGCAGGGUCUACUUCAGAUUGCCUGAGAAACUGUUGGUCAGAGCUCAGCCCUGUUGACAAGGGCAAAUAAAGCCCAAGCCAAGGAGCCGUAGAAAUAUUGUAGCAGUACAUUAAGUAUGGCUAAGAAUCUCAAAAGCAAGUAGUAUGGGUAUGUUCAGGGCCCAGAGUUCAACUAACAAGUGGCGUGCAAGGCCAGAGCCACCUGAGUUUGCUCUCCCAUAGGUAGUUUGGGUUGGCAGCACUAAAUGGAGAAAGAAUGUGCUUUGCUCAGUGAAAUGAUGGGAGAUAUCUUGAAUGCUCUCCAGAAAAAACCACACUGAGCACAAAGGUGUCAUCUUGAGGUAGAUAGGCUUUGGCGUGUCCCUUUACAUCUCAGCUUUUCUAAACUAAGAUUAUCGCUAAUGAGCAGUCCCCAUUAAGGCCUCAGGUUCUUGUUCAGAAAUGACAUGGGAAAAAGGCUGUGGAAACCCCCGAGCUUGUUCUUCCAGAUUCUUUCUUUUAAAAGAAAGAGGCCCGUGCAACUUUAUCUUCUCCGACAUGUCCGUCUGAAUAUUCAUCUGAGUGAGAAAGUAAUUUUAGCAUCCAUGACACACAGCUUCUGCUGUCACCCGAUUGCUCAACAGCACCGAGAAUAAAUAUUUCCGUAAGCCUGAGGACAGGAAUCUGAAUGCUUCUGGUUCCCCUUUCAGAAGCACCUGUGUGUGUGUUUUUUCAAGGCCCAAGUAACAUGGUUGUGCUUUGCAGCUGACUCAUUGAAGUUCUCCGACCCUACGAGCACAAGCACACUCUUGCUUAGCGUUCUUUUCAACAAAUGGGAGGAAAAAAGGGCUUGGCACUAAAGUACAGUCCUCCUGCAAACCUUGACAGGAGCACGCAUGUUUCUCCAAGGAAGUCAGUGGUGCUACUCAUGUGCUCGAAGUUGUCACUACAAAGCACUCUGCCAUGUGACAGUGAACAACACUAUGAAUACUCUGGACGGUGCUGCAAGAAAUGUGAGCCAGGAAAGUAUAUGUCUGCUAAAUGCACUGAGACUUCUGACAGUGUGUGCCAGCCAUGUGGCCCCAAUGAGUAUAUGGAUGUCUGGAACGAAGAAGACAAAUGCUUGCUACAUAAAAUAUGUGACCAAGGGAAGGCUUUGAAAGAGGUGAACCCAGGAAACAGCACGUUCCAGCGGCAGUGUGCCUGUACCACAGGUUACCACUGGAACGAGGACUGCGACUGCUGUCAGCGAAACACCGUUUGUGCUCCGGGGCUUGGAAUUGUGCAUCCUGUGCAGCAAGAUAAGGACACAGACUGUAUGCCAUGUCCCAGAGGCUACUUCUCAGAGUUUGCUUCAUCCACUGAUGAGUGUAAAUCCUGGACCAACUGUUCAGCUCUGGGAUUGGCAGAAAUAGUCCCUGGGACUGAUAAAUCGGAUGCAGUUUGUACAAAGCAGAAGAUGGCUGAGCAACCAGAAUAUGGAACAAACAAGAUCUUGUAUGUGUUGAUUGUCAUCUUGUUUUUUGUGGCACUAAUUGGCAUUGUCAUCUUCAUCGUAUACUACAAGAAUAAGGGGAAGAAGCUGACAGAUCUACAGAAUUGGGCUAACGAGGUGUGCAGCCAAAUGAAAGGAACAAAGGAGCCAUCCAGAGAUGCCUACGUUACUGUAAACAUAACGAACACCACCGUCCCGCGGCUCUCCGAAGACAUGCGUCUCCUGGGCCCUGCUGGCUCCCCUGCCCCCGGGAGCUCGCCCUGUGCUCAGUCCACGUGCAGGCACGGCAGCCCAGGCACGGCACCCUGCAGGGCUGGGGGAACCUUCCAGGAGAUCUCCGUGGGGACUGAGACCGAUGAUGAUCAUUUCUCCCCCGUUCCCACGGAAGAUGAAUAUAUGGAUAAAGAUCUCAAUACUGCCGAUUAUUUACCUUUACUGAGUCAGCCUGACAGUAAAACUUUGUCACUGUUUUCAGAACCGGUGGAGAUAGGGGAGAACGAUAGCUUAAAUCAGUGCUUUUCAGGGAUCGGGAGCACAGAGGAUGUGUCCAUCCCUCGGGGCUCUGACCCUUCCUCUGAUGCAGAUGGUGUACAUGCCACCAUGGACAAAUACCUCCAGAAAUCUUGCCAGCAUUCCCAUGGUUGCCCAAAGGAAAUUGACAGCAAAGACACAGAUCGUUUCGCAAUGAACCGUGACUCAGAGAAGAUCUGUGUGAGGUGUGGCAUUUCAUACAAGGAGACUCCCAGAAAGGGGAGCAGACCCUGCUGUGCUGCAGUUGUUGGUGCCUCCACCUCCCCAGAAACUGGAUGCUACGCACAGUGCACCUGUGGCUUGAAUUUUCUCUCUGCUGGUCAGAGCCCUCUAGCAAGUGACCAUGGUAUGGAAGAUGUGUCUUCUGAUGGUACCAACACAAAGUACCAGAACACAAACAGAAGCACUUCAGGGACAAACAGCAGCACUUCAGACCUCCCUCCAGCAUCCGGAAAUGUGACUGGAAAUAGUAACUCCACGUUUAUUUCCAGCGGACAAGUAAUGAAUUUCAAGGGAGACAUCAUCGUCGUCUACCUUAGCCAGAACUCCCAGGAGGGAGCUGUGGCCUCGGGAGCAGCCGAGGAGAACGUCAGCAGCCCAGUGCAGGAGGAGAACGCCAGCCGCUGCGAGACCUUCGCCGGCAAUGCUCAGCACUACAAGGAGAAGUGCGCUGAGCUGCAUGCCAACAUCCCAGUGGGCAGCGGCGGGACGCGGCAGCACACAGCCCCAGUGCCAAGCCUGGCCCGACACGGCGAGGCCUCACCGCCCGUGCAAGAGGAGGGCAGGCUGGGGCACAGCUCGGAGAAGGUGUUGAACUGAUGUGAGACACCAUCCCACGAGGGGUCGUCCCCAGAUCCCGGUUGCUGGGACAGAUUUGUUUCUUCCGAGAGCGCUGCUGGCCCCGGGGUCCUCCAGGAGACUUGGGAUUGGGAGGCCAGGCCCUGCGGGCUGCCUGUCUCCUCAACGGGGUGGCAAGUUCUCCAUGACUUUCCCGAACAGCAGCGAGGGACAGCUGAGGGAAACUCAGGCUGGGGGAUUUGGCGAGAGGGAGGAUGUGGAUCACCAGUAGUCGUCCCCUCCUGGAGAGGGGCAGCAUGCUGGAAGGGGCUCCAGACCAAGGUAUUUUUUUUUUUACUGGAUGGGAAUUGUAGUAGCUCUGUAGGUGAUCCCUCUCACUGGGACUUCAGUCAUCCUCGAUACCUCCCAUGAGAGAAGGAAGCAAUGGCCACCUCUGCUGCUGAGCUUGGUGCCCACCUGGCAGGGCAGGGAUGGAGUAGGUUGCUUCAGCCCUUCUCAUCAAAAUGUAGCAGGAGCUCCAGUUCUAAACCAGCACAACAGUCAAGAUCCUUGCCUGCCCCUUGCUAACUUGUGGGUGUGAGUUGGUAUAGCACUGCCUUGGGUUACAGUAACAGGCAAAUUAGCACUGAUAUGCCUUGAAAGUGAAUCAGAUUAAUCCUGAACAAGAAGCAUUUUUAUAGUUUUGAACCCUGAUUCACUGCCACCUUACUGCAUCUCCUCAGAGGAACACAAGCCCCUGCAGCUGAAGAUGAACGGCUAGCAGGUGAAGGAAGGAUCUAGGACAGCUAGCUGCAGACAUUUCCCAAGUGACAGGAGAGGGAGGAAGUGCCUAAAGAUGGAGAGUUUGCUGAGGGUCAGGCACAUGUUCCUUCAUCUGCCACAACAAAUUUGUCAUUCCCGUUGAUCUUUUCAUUUAUAAGCAGCGCUUUAUUUAGGCAGCAUGAAGUGAUUUCCAGAGCUCAGCCUGUCUGAGCUGAAAUCACUGUAACCACUGUCACACUUAGAGCUGUAGGACCAAGGGAUUGGAUUCAAAGAAUAAUAGCGAUUGUUAGUAGAGUCUCAGCUACCCAGGUGGCUUUGGUUCAGAUCCUGCAUCCUUCAGCCUCCUCUACCAGCCACUGCGGAAAGGUGAAGGGAAAAGAGCCUCAGGGAACCCCCAAGAAGAAAUCAUAGUAUUUUUUACAUUUCCUGACCAGGGGUAAUUUUCUGAUGUUCUCCUUAUGCACAAGAGUUGCAGGAGCAACUUCAGUCUGAACGUAUAGGAAGAUCAGUGCUUGUUUCCUGCCAGAGUGAAGGGAUCUCUGAAAUGUAUUCUCAUCUGCUCUGACAAAAAAGAUCUCAGCAGGGAGGGCUCCUCUCUAGAAAGUUAUUAAAGCUGUUUGCAGUAGCACUGCUCUGAGGGUGAAGAGAACCCAUGAAGCUAACAGGGUGACCACUGUGUCAUGAUGAACUUCUCAUCCACAGAACAAAAGGAUGGCCUCAGCCUCCCUCAUCUCUCAGGAGAAUAAUUCUGCAUUAUUUAUAUAGCUGGGGUGGAAAGCUCAGCCCAGUUGUGCGAGACUCUCUUGGGUUGCUGGGGCAAGGGGUGUGUGACCAAUUCGAAUCCCUUUCACCUUUGUGUGGCCUUCAAGAAAGCAGGCCAUCUGACCUGAGGCUCAGCCAGGCAGGAAGGCUGUGCCAUUCAGUGAUGGCCAGUGCUACCUCUUCCUCUUUGAAGGAGGUGUGCAACUGGGGCUGUCUUAUCUGUGGUACUGAUUUGUCUCUCCUGCUGGAUCCUGUACCCACCUCACUGUAGCCUCUUCAGGCCUGCGUCUGUAUCCUCCAGGCACUGGUGCAGUGGGGACAAGGAAGCAGAACUGCACAUCAGGUUCAUGCCAGCUUGUGCAGAUCCUUUCCUGCUUCAGUUUUGUAGAUGUAUUUUUACAGAAAGCAUUGUUCUAGGGCACCACUCAGCCAGCCCAUUUACAGGACAGGAGGGACUGAAUUAGUGCGCUCAGCUCUGGGUGAACCAGCUGCACACAGGUCUGUCUCCUUCUUCAUCCUGUGGUCUCCAGGCACCACCAGGGAGCAGGCUCAAAAUCUUGGUGUCAGAGAAGACAAUGGGAAGUUUACUGUGCUGUUGUCGUCAGUGAGGGAUUUUUCCCUCGCUGAAUUAUAGGAUUCUGCUGAGUGGGUUUUGAAAAUGGGAUCAGCAGCAGGCAUGAAGAAGAGGGUCAUUGGGAUCUCAGCACUUUGGCCGCUCCCGUAUGGGAAACACACCGAAAGGUCCAAUUCUUGGUCUUCCUCCAAAGCCUGUGUAAAAGUGAAGAAGCCAUAUCACAGUCAUCAGUGUGCUGCAUGCUCCCCAGGUCUCUGCCUGGCUGCUUAGAUGUGGACCCCAAAAGGGACUUCUGUACCUUCGUGACUUCACAUGUUGUCAGCUUGGAGCAAAGGCUGGUGUUUAACAUGUCUUUGUACAACAGGGCCUUGUGCAUUGGGCACUAACUUGGAGGCUUCUGGCUGCUAUUGUAAUACACAUAACUAAUGAUAAUAAAAAUCUUAAGGCCUAUUUGAGAAUGAGUGAAGAUUUGAAUUAACGGAGAAAAUCAAAUAUGUUAUUAUUUGCCCACACUCGUUUUUACAAAAAUAAAUCAUUAAUACAAAAACAUUCCUGGAUAGGCUUUUGUAACCUUCUUUAUAUGUGGAAUUGUUUUAACAAAAUUCUGUAUUACCAUCAGAAAACGAGGAGCAGGCUUGUGCUCAAGUGCACCAGAGCAGCUGUUCAUAACCCCAUGAAAAUCAGUAUGGGGUUAAAGAUCAAUAUGCACAAGAACUGCUGUUAAUCUCAGUGCCUUGCUGCACGUUCAGACACAGAUGAGAAAUUGCUCUGCAAGGGGACUGCACACGUGGCACUUCUACCUGCCCAUUCCCUUCCUCCAGGUUUCCUACCAUAGCAGUGGUACCUCAGCAACUGCACCGCUGUGUCUGUUACAAGAGGAAACCCUGCUGAAGGCUGCCUUUGUGCUCAUCAGGUAUUUUAGUAGAACUGUAGUUUUAGCCAUUCAAAUUAGCCUUAAAAACCAUCCACAGUGUUGGAGAAUUCCUUUCUGUCAGCACGUGCCAGCGAACACGGUAAGCUGCUGCAAAUUCUUUGUGUGGAAAAGAUAUUUCUGGAGCAUGUAAUAUAUGUGUUCUUAAUAGACAAUUAUAGCCACUGUAAAAUGGAAGUGUAUUUGACCACAUUGCCUGAGGUUUUUGUGAGGAAGGCUGAACUGCUCUGAGCUUUACAAGUUGGUUUUCUCAGCCUCCUUCUGAAUGGCUGUCACCCUUUUGAGUAGCCCAGGGAUACUUUUGGUCCACUGGGGAUCUUUCCCCCUGACCUGAAAGGCACACACUCCCCACAGCCUGCUCAGGGCAGCACUUUGCAGCACUCUCACUUGCAAAUGUGGGCAUGGGAGAGAGCUCUGCCAGCAGAACUUGGUCUCAUGGGGGAUUCUCACCCACCGCCACCCCAGGAUGCUGAAUAUCUGCCACAUGCAUUCCUGCAUCUCUUGGAAAAUCAGACUGCUUGUGACCAUAGUGGCCACCUGAAUGCUCAGCACCAACAGCAAUAAGCUUCAUUUCAGAGUGAAAGAUUGUCAUGGGAUGUUUUUCUCCUCUCUUCCUUUGUGCUGUCUUACUUUCUAGAAUGAAGAGUGAGUUGUUUCUAUACAAUAAAUUAUUUCUCCCAGAGCCCUGCCA